UUAAGCUUAUCUAAGAAGGGUUGAAUCAGAUUUCAGAUAUAACAUAACUUCCCAUUAAUAGCUUCUCUACUUCUCUUCUCUUUUAAUCUUCCGUUUUCUUUUCAGCCUAACAGAUAGGAUUCUCCAAGCCCAUCUUGUUUUCGAGUUUAGGUAAAAUUUUCAUUAUCUUUAUUUUAUAGGUUGCUCUCCAACAAACGCAGCAGACUGCACUUUGAUUUAUUGCCAACUCAUCCCAGCAGCAGCAGCAGCCCAUGUCUCAGAAUGAAUCAGAGCUUACUCAGUUGCAGCCCACCAUCAUCAAGAACAGCAAGAGACAUCAUCAAGUAAGUUUUUGAAUCUUUGCUGCUCUUUGAUUUGUUUCUUCGUUGUUUUCUCAUACUGUGUUAUUUUAAUUAGUGCCGUGAAUUCUUUUUCCCCGUAUACAGUUUUCUUUUAGUCCAUGUUGUUGCUUUGCGUUUCAUUUCUACUAUAGGAAGUAAUUUUCUUUCCAACUUGAGGAGAUUACGAGAAUCUCUUCUUCAACUUGGCUCUGCUCAAAGAUGCUCCUCUUCCUAUCUUCUACAGAUUCCACAGCUCGAACAGGACAUGAAAAUGGGGGUGAUUGGCAAGGAGAGGUCUACCAAAAGAUCAAGGCCAUGAAAGAGACAUACUUCUCUGAAUUAAAUGAGAUACACCAGAAAAUUGCAGCCAAGUUGCUGCAGGUAGAGGUAGGUUUAUCCUUUCACAUAAUCAACCUUCAAAGACUAAUCGAAUCCAACUGCAGGAACCUAUGCCUCCCUGUAUCUCUAAAUUGAAUAUGGAGAGGACUUCACUACACUUCAGGAAGCUUUCAGUCCCAUACCGCUUUUUAAUUGCUACUUGAAUCCCUUUCCUGUAACACUCCUAUACCCCGUCCAAUCGUACGACUUCAAGUAACCUAAAAUAGAUAGAAUUUCAAGAGUUUACAUUUUAGUCCCUAACACAUGGAAACACAUUUGGUCUACAUAUGUAUAUGUCGUUUUAAUUCAAACUAUGGUACCUACUCUUAAAGCUCUUGAGGAUGUGAUGAGAUGAGAAAUCUCCAACCCGAUUCUACCUCUUCGAGUCUAAUUGUACC
Messenger RNA from Gossypium raimondii (Peruvian cotton), 1096 nucleotides. RefSeq names its product mediator of RNA polymerase II transcription subunit 15a. The coding region runs from base 540 to 794 and encodes 84 amino acids. Gene Ontology annotation, molecular function: chromatin DNA binding; transcription coactivator activity. NCBI's taxonomy places the organism in Eukaryota, Viridiplantae, Streptophyta, Magnoliopsida, Malvales, Malvaceae. The record is from RefSeq and is a predicted model, not a curated record. The transcript is spliced from 3 exons.